AGUCAUUAUCAUGACACAUCUUCAACAUUAGGAAAAGCUUCCUCUUAUGAAGCGUUUUAUUUGCUAACCUUGGGGAGAGGUUGGCUCCUUCUUAUGGUUAGUAUUUGAGAGUUAAAUAAAUAAUCGUCCUGGCAAACAGAGGUUGUCGGACACUAAAUGUAUGCAGUAGGUGCUCUACAGCUAGCUUUGUAGCUCAAGAGCUCGCUAAAAAGAGAGCUUCACAAGCUAGUGCGCGCUAACGCUAGCUAACUGAGGAGACCGAGUACCUAACAUUUAACGUUACUUGGAGAGCUAAAUUUCUCAAAGACAGCAUCUGAAAACGGGGUAACUGUUGUCUGUAUAUCAACAGGACUUAGCACAAAGUAGCAGCACAAGCUUGUCUGUAGAGACACUGAUGUAAAAUUACAGGCUACAGAUGAAGAUGAACACGUCCUUCACAUGGUUUCCCAUGAUUCUCACCUGGAGUGGGAAGGUGUUGUGAGAAAGGAGGAAGAAGGGAGGACCACACACCGGGACUAUAAACAAGAGUCAUGAAUCUCCAUCAGGUUCUCACAGGGGCUGUCAACCCUGGAGACAAUUGUUUCUCUGUAGGGAGCGUCAACAAUGUGCCAUUCACGGCCUAUGCGUCUGGUUGUGAUGUGGUGAUUUUGGGCAGUGACUUUGAGCGACUGCAGAUCAUCCCAGGGGCCAAACAUGGCAAUAUCCAGGUUGGCUGUGUCGACUGCUCGCUGCAGGGAGGACAGAUUGCAGCUUCCUAUGGAAGCAUUGUGUGUGUUUUUGAGCCAGUUCAGCACCCAGAUCAAAAAGACACAUCGUUGACCAAGUUGAACUGCCAAUGGCAGAAGACUGGUCAGUUUGUUUUGCAGUCCAUGGUACGGAACCUGGCCUGGCACCCCACAGGUAGCACUCUCUUAACAGGCUCUAGUAGCCUCCAGUUGUGGUCUAAUGUUAACGGAGUGAAAGAUGAAACUGAAGAGGGAGAAAAGCAGACAGAAUUGACCACAAGAGACUCUCAUUCCUCAUGGAGAUGCAUCUGGCAGAGCAAGACGGCCUCUCCGGUCAGUUUAAUGAAGUUCUCUCCUGAUGGGGAAUUCUUUGCUACUGCUGGACAGGAUGAUUGCCUAGUAAAGGUUUGGUACAGCACCAGUAAGUGGAAGUCUAGUGUUUCCAGACUUUACACACCUCCAGAAUGCAAUGUCAGUGUCCAGGGAGAGCUGGCCUUUUCCUUUGUCUACCUGGCCCAUCCCCGCUCUGUUACCGGCUUCUCUUGGAGGAAGACCAGCAAGUUCAUGCCACGAGGUUCAGUGUGUAAUGUUCUGCUCACCUGCUGUAAGGACAGCGUGUGUCGCCUCUGGGCAGAGACUCUGUUGCCAGGUGACAGCCUCCUGUCUGGUCACCAUAACAACCACACCAGUGGCCAACACAGUGAUAAACUGAGAAGUGCUGGCCCCUCUAGGAAAAACACCUGCAAUGGGAAGACUCAAGGGAGAACAACACAAGAAUUGAAUUUUCAAGAAUCAUGGCACUCCCCCUUUUAUCGGGAUGUGCCGCUGCCCUCUUUGACUGGCUGCCUGCCCCACCAUCAGAGCCGACACUACAACCACAAGAAGAGCAGCAGCAACAUGCCCCAUGCCAACGCUCUCUGCCACUUCCACAUCGCUGCCAGCAUCAACCCUGCCACAGACAUUCCUCUGCUUCCCUCCAUCUCCUCUCUGAGUGCUGUGGAUGAUGAGGAACCUGGAGGCCCUUUUACUGUCCACUGGCUCAACAACAAAGAGCUUCAUUUCACUUUAGCUAUGGAAGUCUUCCUGCAGCAGCUCCGAGGCAGCCUGGAGCAACAGAGCGAAUGCUCCCAUGAAGAGCCUGAAAAUGAGGAUAACUUUGAUGAAGACGAUCAUAGUAGCAGGCCAAAUGACCCCCAAGGACCUGAGGCUGCAGAGCUUCCUCUCGCAGCAGUGGAGCACCAGGUGGACGUGUUGUUAGAGGAGUGGAAUAAAGGGGCAGACAUGUUAUUCAGCAUCCAUCCCAUGGACGGCUCCCUGUUAGUCUGGCAUGUGGACUGGUUGGAUGAAUACCAGCCAGGCAUGUUCAGACAAGCUCAGGUGUCGUUUGUGUCCCGUAUUCCUGUAGCGUUUCCUACAGGUGAUGCAAUCUCCUUGAGUCACAGCGUGGUUAUGUAUGCCUGCAACAAGAAUGUAGAUCUGGCUAUCCAACAUGGCAGACAGCGACCGCCUGGGAGCACACUGCCUCAAACCAAAUCCGCUCUUAUUAGCUAUGGAGGUCAAGGGAAAGCUGCACCCAGCAGUAGUCUUCGACUAAGCAUUUUCACCCCCAAUGUGCUUAUGAUCUCCAAACAUGCCGAUGGCUCUCUUAACCAGUGGGCGGUCAGCUUUGCAGAGGACUCUGCUUUCUCCACAGUGCUCAGCGUCUCACACAAGUCUCGGUACUGUGGUCACCGUUUCCACCUCAAUGAUCUGGCCUGUCAUUCCUUACUCCCUCUCCUCCUCACCACCUCACAUCACAACGCCUUGAGGACACCGGAGGCAGACAACAUCCUGGCGCCUCCAGAGGCCUGCUCCUCUGGUUUCUCUCAUUCAACUUCUCUGCCCCGUGGGUCACGGCCCAGCCGAGUGUCCCUGGGUAUGAUUUCCCAGGAUCCCAAUGCUAUCUACAGUGAGCUGAUUUUGUGGAGAGUGGACCCUGUGGGUCCGCUAUCUUUGUCAGGCGGAGUGUCUGAGUUGGCUCGAAUCAAUUCUCUUCAUGCAUCAGCAUUUGCAAAUGUAGCCUGGCUGCCAACACUCAUCCCCAGCAGCUGUUUAGGUGUGUACUGUAACUCUCCCAGCGCCUGCUUCGUUGCAAGUGACGGCUACUCCCUUAGGCUAUAUCAGGCUGUUAUCGAAGCCAAGAAACUCCUAAGUGAGCUCUCCAAUCCUGAGAUAUCAAAAUAUGUCGGUGAGGUGUUCAACAUCAUCAGUCAGCAAUCCACAGCAAAACCAGGGUGUAUUAUAGAGCUGGAUGCCAUUACUGACUUUCAGGGAAAGGAGACGCAGCUCCUGCAUGUUUUUGAGGAGGAUCUGAUCCUCGGCAAUGAGAGAACAGAGAGCGCACAGGAAACUCCUGAUUCUGCUCAUACUGCCUCUAGCGAGCCAACCUUCUCAGCACGUUUUUUCCUCGUGGUGGUCGAAUUAACCCCGACAGGGCGCUCGCUCCUCCACAUGUGGCAUCUCCAUCUUGCUGCUCGACCUGUCACCAUGGAGGACACUACACCAGAGAAGGAUGCCAGCACAGCUUCUUCGAUGAACAGCUCUCAAUUUAACUUUGAGACGUUCAGUUCCUCAGUAACUCAGAAGAGUAAACCCUGCACUUCCAAUCUGCAGAGCGCCUGUCGCCUCAGCCUCACAACACACAGGCUUUACAGCCAGGAGAUUGCUCUGCCAGCAGGUGUGGAGGCCAUCAGUGUUACACCCUCAGCAGGUCACCUCAGCGCGUCGUGUUCUCUGCCAACUGGCCGCGUACCUUACCUCCUCGCUACUUCCUGUUCUGAUGGAAAGGUGCGCUUCUGGAGAUGUAAUGUCACAGAAACAGAGCACUCGGGUAUGGACAAGUUGAUGUAUCAAUGGGAAGAGUGGCCUCUUCUUGUGGAAGAGGGGAUUCCCAAUUGCAGCGCAGUAAAUGUGCAAGGUCGCCCGAUAGAGGUCAGCUGCUGUCACACUGGACGGAUUGCAGUUGCCUACAGGCAGACACCAAACACAUCUCCUAACCUGACACCUCAUCUAAACUCUCACGGACUGCUGACUUCUCCCCCCACCCUGGCUUCCUCCCCUUAUGUGCACAACAACAACACCAACACCCACCUGACCCCAACCCUUACUAUACAGCGUAGCGCAAGUGUCCCUCCAAGCCCUUACCCAGCAAAUACUAGAGAACCACUGGUCCACAUUAGCAUCUUCCAGUGUGAGUCCACUGGUGGUUCGCAGUGGAUUCUUGAGCAGACGUUAGUCCUGGACAGCACAGAUCCCACAGCUAGUUACGGCAUUAGCAAUAGCACAACUGGGGAUACCAAUAUUCCAAGCAGUAACAUGGACUUCUCUAUACCUAACGAGCACUGUCUUGGUUCUACUAGUAAGAGUCUGGUUCACUUGGACUGGGUCUCCCAAGAGGAUGGAUCACAUGUUCUGACUGUUGGUAUUGGGACAAAGAUUUAUAUGUACGGCCGUCUCUCUGGAAAACCUCCAGAACUCGGCCUGUCAUCUGAUGUCAGUAGAGACCAAAGCUUGUCUCGUCUUGUUCUGCUUCGAUCAGUUGAUCUGGUCUCCUCUGUCGAAGGCUCUUUACCCAUCCCAGUCUCCCUCUCCUGGGUACGAGAUGGUAUCUUAGUAGUAGGCAUGGACUGUGAGAUGCAUGUCUACUCCCAGUGGCAGCCCCCAGCACCACCCAAACCCAAUGUUGCCAUUGUCCAAGAUACAGACAUCAGCAGCAGCGUCUCCUCCAUCGUCUCCGCUGUCAGACAGAGCCAGGAGGAGGGCCUUAGUCCAGGGGCUCCCAUGUCCUUACUGGCACCUCCCAAAAAGGCCCUUACAAGAUCAAUGAUGAGCUUGGCUCAGAAACUCAGCGGGAAAAGAACAGCUUAUGACCUGCCGGUAGAGAUGGAGGAUUCUGGACUAUUCGAAGCAGCUCACCAACUCUAUCCCACCCUGCCCCAGUACCACCCAGUACAGUUACUGGAGCUCAUGGAUUUGGGGAAGGUUCACCGUGCCAAAGCCAUCCUCUCUCACCUGGUGAAAUGCAUUGCUGGAGAAAUUGUGGCUCUUAAAGACAACACCACCAACCCAGAGAAACGUGUACGUUCUCGAACCAUCAGCGCUGGAGGCAGCACGGCCAGGGAUCGGAAGAUGUUCAGCAAAGCAGAGAACUCCACCACAGACUACACAGAGAUUAGCUCCAUCCCUCCUCUGCCUCUGUACGCCCUUCUGGCAGCUGAUGAGGACACAUCACCAAAGCCUGAUAAAGUGGGCAGUGUGAGCGGAGAUAGUGGGCAUGGUUCCAGUCACACAGAUGCUUAUGAUGAGCUGUUUCAUACACCCAGCAUGGUGGACUUGGACCCUCUGGACAAUGAUCAAGAAGAAACUGGGAACAAGGUAAUUGACCUGUCCCAGUACAGUCCAACCUACUUUGGUCCAGAACAUGCCCAGGUUCUGUCCAGCCAUCUCCUCCACUCCAGUUUGCCAGGCUUAACUCGUAUGGAGCAGAUGUCUCUCAUGGCGCUGGCUGACACCAUCGCUACCACCAGCACAGACCUCAAGGACAGCCAGGGCAAGAGCAAAGGUGGAGAGACACUGGAUGAGUGUGGUCUGAAGUUCUUGCUGGCUGUGAGGCUACAUACCUUCCUGUCUACCUCCCUUCCCCCGGCACACCGAGCACAGCUGCUGCGGCAAGGCCUGUCAACAUGUCAUUACGCCUGGGCUUUCCACUCAGAAGCUGAAGAGGAGCUGCUCAACAUGCUGCCUGCCCUACAGAAGGGAGAGCCCACCUGGCCUGAGCUGCGCUCCAUGGGGGUGGGCUGGUGGCUGCGCAGCACCAACAAGCUACGCAGGUGUAUUGAGAAGGUUGCCAAGUCUUCCUUUCAGAGAAACAAUGAUCCUCUGGAUGCAGCGAUAUUUUAUCUUGCAUUGAAGAAGAAGGCAGUGGUCUGGGGACUGUACAGAUCUCAGAAGAAUGCCAAAAUGACAGACUUUUUCCGCAACAACUUCAGCGAAGACCGGUGGAGGAAAGCAGCAUUGAAAAAUGCCUUUUCUCUGUUGGGAAAGCAGCGGUUCCAGCACUCUGCAGCCUUCUUCCUUCUAGCCGGCUCCCUUAAGGAUGCUGUGGAGGUGUGUUUGGAGAAGAUGCAGGACCUACAGCUCGCCCUGGUGAUCUCCAGAUUGUAUGAGUCCGAGUUUGAGACAGCAUCCACCUACAAAAAGAUCCUCCAGAGACAUGUGCUGGGACAAGACAAACAGAUUCCAGCCCACCAUGAUCCGUUCCUGCGGAGCAUGGCUCACUGGGUCCUGGAGGACUACAGCAGAGCCUUGGACACUCUGCUCGAGCAGCCUGCUAACAGCGCCAACUCUGUGUCUACUGAAAGUAGAUCUGAUACUGGUUCCUCUUCUGUGUCCACAUGUAAUCCUGAGGUUUUCAACUUCUACACCUACCUCCGUACCCACCCGCUCCUCCUUCGUCGCCAUUUUGGCUCCUCAGACAAGGCUAAAGUUGGCCUGACCGCCGAGGGUCGCAGGGCUGACUCCAUUAGCCUGGAGGAGAGAAGACUGUUUUUCACAGCUGCAUAUGCACACCUGCAAGCCGGCUGCCCAAUGCUAGCGCUCGAGGUCCUCUCCAAGAUGCCCAAAGUCCGCAAGCAUUCCAAACUCCACAACCAGGAGGACACCGGUAUCGCCACCGAACACAGCGUUGGGAGUAAGAACGGGCAAACAUCAGACCCGGAUUGGUCUCAGCCAGCUCUGAACGGCUACGAGUCAGGCGGGGACAGCUUAUCCAACAGCCAGUCAGAUUCAGUGUUGAGUUUUGACUGGAGCCAGCCGUCAGUGACACUCCCAGAUGAGCCCCUGGAGCUGAAGUGGGACAGUGACAAAGACGACGAAGACGAUGAGGAUGAAGAGGAAACUAAAAAUGGUAAGAGCGGCAGGACUGCAGACAGCAGCAGUGUGUUCCAGGACACGCAGGAUGCCAUGUCGCCACUCAUGGAGAUGGUGACAGGAGAGGACAGCGAGGACAGCAGUGACUUCAUAGCACCCGCGGAUGACAUCUUGGUGGCCCAGCUGAAGUUUACCGCCUGUUUGAAGAUCAUGACCAAUGAGCUGAGGACGCUUUCGACCGGGUAUGAACUGGAUGGAGGAAAGCUUCGUUACCAGCUCUACCAGUGGUUAGAAAGAGAGGUGGUGGCUCUCCAGCACUGCUGCAGCUACAAGCCUUGCUUGCCAGAGCUGUCUGUCCAGGGUGAUGCCCCUGUCUCUGGGUUGGUGGAGGAGGAACAGCCUGGGAGCCCACGUGGUGACAGCCAGAGAAGCAGGAGACACUGGCUGCAGAGUAACCAGCCCUUACUGAGGAUGUUUCUGAGCUACUGUAGCUUGCACGGGUCACACGGUGGAGGACUGGCCUCUGUACGCAUGGAGCUCAUAUUACUGCUUCAGGAGUCUCACCAGGACGACUCUAUCCAAUCAGUGAUGACGCAGUGUUCCCAGCCCACCUCUAUCCCUCUCCUGAUGGCUUGCACAGCCAACGUAAAGACCGUGGUGGCCAAUCCCAUCGUCUACCUGACCAACCUGACUCACGACAUCUUACAGACCAUCAAUGCACUAGACUCUCCUCCACAUCCCGAUGUUGUCAACAACGAGAUCUACGUGAUGCACACGUUGGCUGCCUCCUUGUCUGCCUGUAUAUAUCAGUGUCUGUGUGAUGGACACACAUACAGCCAUGUGAACCAUUUCACAGGGAUUGUAUAUCAGAGUGUAUUGCUGUCCCAGAAGCAGCCAGUCAGAACAGUCAGCAUGGAUGAGUCUGUUCAGCCCAACACUUCUCCUGCACAGUGGCCAGGUAUUGCCUCUCUGAUCCGUCUCUUGAGCUCAGCAGGUGAGGAAAGUCAACCAGGCUUAGCCGUGCUGCUCUGUGAGAUCCUCACUGCUGUCUUCCUCAGUCUGUUCGUUCACGGCAUGGCCACUCACUCCAGCAACGAGCUGUUUCGCAUCGUGGCCCAUCCCCUCAACAGCAAACUCUGGGUGACAGUGUUCGGAGGAGGUGCCCGGACCCCUGUCAUACAGAAACCCAACAGCCCAACAAAAUCACCCCCGCCAGCCUCACCGGGCAACGACGGCUCAGACAGGAAGUCCAGACGAUUCAGGCUCCUGUCAUCACGUAGCGGAUCGAGGGAAGAGUCCGGGAUAGAGAGGGAGGGCGCGUCCAGUCCCAAGCCUGGACCAGUUGUGGAACAGGAAGCUCCCUCCGUCUUUAAAGAACGUUUUGUCCCUCCAGAGCUCAGCAUUUGGGAUUACUUUAUCGCCAAGCCGUUGCUGCCACCGUCAGAAAACAGAAUUGAGUACGACUCGGAGGAGAGCCAAGGCAGUCAAGAUGAAGAUGAAGAUGAUGAGGAAUAUGAAGAUGUGUUUGACCCCAAUUCUCCACAAAGAGAGCACUCUAACCACAAUUCAUACAGUUGGUGUUUAAUGCGCCUGGCAAUGGUUCAGCUGGUGCUGGUCAACCUCAAGUCCUUCUACCCCAUGGCAGGAUAUGAUCUAUUAGAUCUGCCUGUGGGCUCUCCUUUGUGUCACGCUGUGCUGAAAACGCUGCAGCGCUGGGAGCAGGUGCUGCAGAAAAGACUGGAGGUCUUCGGGGGCCCCCCCUCCAAGUACAUCUCCACACACCUGCAGGAUGAAACAGCCACACCCGGCCCCGCCCUCCUCAGACACAAGGCCCUCCUGGAGCCGUCCAACACGCCCUUCAGAACUAGCCAUCAUACAGCACUGCCAGUGAAGCGUCUGUGGCAGUUUCUGGUCAAGCAGGAGGAAGUGCAGGAGACUUUCAUUAGAAACAUCUUUACCAAGAAACGGGACCCGAACGAGUCGGUCGAGGACCAGACUGACAAUAUGAAAUGUUCAGGGACGGACGAGACAGGAAACUAUCAGACUGAGUCAGAUCUAGGCAGCCCCGGAGGAAAGGCACGCAUCAUCCACAAGGAAUCUGACAUCAUCACAGCCUUUGCCAUCAACAAGGCAAAUCGUAAUUGUUUAGUCAUGGCCUCCACCCAUGACAUUCAGGAGCUGGAUGUGUCAUCCAUCUUGGCUACACAGAUCUUGACAUGGAUCGAUGACGAUGAGGCUGAAGCCAAAAGUGCUGGCAGUGAUGACUUCCUGGUGGUUCAUGCACGCGAUGACUUUGCCGCCCUCCACGGCACCACACCGUACACUCACAGUACCCCUGGCACACCCAUCAACAUGCCGUGGCUGGGAGGCCUGCAGACGGGCCGAGGAGCAUCCGUGAUGAUCAAGAGAAAUAUCAACAAUGUGAGAAGAAUGACCUCCCAUCCCACACUGCCAUACUACCUGACAGGAGCUCAGGAUGGAAGCGUGAGGAUGUUCGAGUGGGGUCAUUCCCAGCAGAUCAUUUGCUUCAGAAGUCCAGGGAACUCCAGAGUCACCAGGAUACGAUUCAACCACCAAGGAAACAAGUUCGGUAUCGUAGAUGCUGAUGGAGGUUUGAGUCUUUGGCAGACCAACACAAGUGGGAACGCACCAAAACCUUAUCUGACGUUGCAGUGCCACAACAAGACAGCUCAUGACUUUGUCUUCGUGGGCUCCUCCUCUCUCAUUGCUACUGCGGGCCUUUCGACAGACAACAGGAACGUGUGUCUGUGGGACACUCUGGUGACUCCUGCUAACAGCCUCGUACAUGCUUUCUGCUGCCAUGAGUCAGGUGCUACCGUGCUCUCGAUGGCCCCCAGGCAGCAGCUGCUCAUCACAGGUGGGAGGAAGGGCUGGAUCAGUGUCCUGGAGCUUGCCCACAGGCACCAGCGUCAGAGCUUCCAGGCCCACGACUCGCCGGUCAAAGCGCUGGCUGUCGAUCCGACUGAAGACUGCUUCAUCAGUGGAUCAGCUGAGGGCAACAUUAAGGUUUGGAACUUGGCCACGCAGUGUCCGCUCUAUACCUUUCCGAAUGAACACGCUCGCCAGUCGCUGUUCAGGAACCUCGGCACGGGUGUCAUGCAGAUCGAGGUGGGACCGACCAAUCACAUCUUCUCCUGCGGCGCCGACGGGACCAUGAAGAUGAGGAUCCUCCCCAACCGUUUCAGUGUUGUCAAUAACAACAACCACGGCAACCUCAAGAACGACGUCAAGUUCAUCAUAUAGAAAAAUGUGGCAGUUUGACUGAAUAAUGUGAAGUGCAUUUUUAUGAUCAGUUCAGUUUCGAGGGGGGGGAGGGCAGGAGGGGGGGAGGGUGAUGCCAUGUGAUGGCAAGUGUUAUCAUCUACCAGUGUAAAUGACUCAUGACAAAGGAUUUAUAGACUUUCAUGGGCGCGAGAGUGAGCGUGCAGUGACUGCUUCUGCUGUGCUUUGUGAGAGAAGCAGAAUUUGGCAUCAAAGCCGAACAAACAAACAAACACACAAACAAACAAACACACACACACGAACACACAAACACAUACACACACACACACACAGGAGCCUCCACAAGUGUUCUGAACUGUAGUGGAAGUCAAAGUGGGCACAGGGUGACGACCGAGGGCACGUUCAAUCAGAAAAGACUGUUUAAAAAAAAAAAAAAAAAAAAACAGACAGAAACCCAGCUGGAGACGUCUCCAAAAACAAACUGCCACCUCAGUGUCUGCUGAACAGCACACGGAGAGAAGACUGACUGCCUUGUUUUGCACAGGAACUGUAGAAGGAGCAGGAGCGAGAAGAGACUGUGAAGAGUCUAAAGCUGCAGCAUUGGUCUAAAUACAGUAUCACCUUCUCUUUAGUUCUCUUUGGUAGCGAAGUAGUCGGAUAGUGGAAGCUCUUCUGGCGUCUCUGCUGCUGAGUAUUCAGGUGAUAAAAGUGGGACCGUGUAUGCGGCAGUGUAUCUCACAGGGACGAUAAGCGUUCCCUGUCGGGGUUUAAAGGUCACCGCAAGACUGCACAUCACUGUCAAACUCGGUUCAGCACAAAGCAUUAAGGCCAGUCGACAUCGUAGAAAGCACAUUAUAUCCGGUCACAAGGACUCCCGGCGCAUUCUGGUGCUCCAUUAUAUAAUUUUUGGACGCAAAUGAUCGUUUUGGGUGGCAAAGCAGAGGAUCAUGUGUUUCUCAACGAUCAAAACCGAACUGUAGGAAAUUUACAGGAUGUCAGUUUCAUAUCGUUAUCAUGUUUAAUAUUUUAAGCAUUUGACUGAUGCCCUGCUCCAUCCUGACUUGAAUUGAACACAGGAAACAAUGUGAUUUUCUAAAAGCAGGGGGAAAAAAUAAACAAAUCACAUCUCUGAAAUUUAAAAUAGUAUGUUGGUUCGACAUUUUGGGUAUAAACUUAUUCGUUUUCUUAGCUUAGUUUAGCACAAAGACGGUACAACAACCAAACUACUAACAAAAUCCACCUACCAGCCCCUCUAAAGCUCACUAAUUAACACAUUAUUUGCCUUUUGUUUAAUAUCUUUAAAAGCUGAAGUGUAAAAAUGCAAAUUUGUCAUUUUACAGGGAUGUGUGACUAUUUCUUGGCUCUGAGCAGUUGCUAGGCAACCAGAAGAGACUUCAGCAAGUAUAUACACCCGGCCAAGAAAAAGUCCGACCCCAUGUAACGGGGAAUUGCUGCUUUUACUCUUCGCUUUUGUUCAGAUAAAAAAAAAGACAUAUAACAUGUUAAUUAGUGAGCUUCAGAUAUGCUGGUAGAUGGAUUUUUUUAACCCUUGGACAGAGCCAAGGCUGGCGCUUUCCUCCAUUUCCAGUCUUUGUGCUAACAGAAGCUAUGCUAACCAGAGAUGAGAUUAUUAGGGAUCUUAUCAUCUAACUCUCCUCAAGAAAGCAAAUAAACGCUUUUCCCAAAAUGUCAAACUAUUCCUUUAAUCAAGUGAAGUCGAAAUCUGUGACUUGAGUUUACAGCUGUGCCGCCAACGAUCCUUUUUCCUACUUUUCAUGGACUACCUGAAUGCGCCAUUUCUCUUUCUCUAUUUGCACAUAAAGAUUAAGCUAAAUGAUAUGUAGUGUAAUGCAUAUAACUACAAGACUGGAUGUCAAUAAAAGCAGUCCAAGUUAAGCCUUUGGUAAUAAUAAUAAUAUAUAUAUAGAUUAUGGUGUUUGUUAAUCGCGGCCUAGAUUUAACCAGUGGUAUUAUUAUUAAGUGUCCUUAAUCUCUGAAAACUACUUCUGCCGUGCUGGCGCAGUACUACUGUAGUACUGUUGGUCCUGAUAAUAUUAUUAUUAAGUUGCACAAAGUAGCUUUAAUUUGACCGUGCCCUCGUUAAUAUGGGACAUGAUGAAUAAUACCUUUUUUUUUUCUCCUGGCUGCGUUUGUUUUUUGAAAUGUUCGAUAUGAAGCUUCAGGAAUCGUUGCUGUUGACAAUGGAAAGAGGGGUUUGGGGGGGGGUUGAACAAGUUUUAAUUCUAUUUUGUUGUGGAAAUGUUUUAUUCCAAUAACAAUGCACUUCCCUUUCAUUGACUCAUUCAUUUCCCUUUAUGGACCAUGAUUGAAAAACUGCCUUGGAAACAAUAUUGUUUGCCUUGAAGUCAUUUUAUUUAGCAGACUGGUUUGCUUUUCAGUUUCUUAGUUAUGACCUAAACUCAUUUUCUACCACUCAGAUGAUUUUUUUAUAUCAUCCAAAUGCAGCACAUUGCCUUCAGUACAUGCUCGGAAAUGUAAUCUAGAUUCGGUUUAUAUUAUGAUAUGUCUUCCACAUAGAUAAGGAAGGGGUUCAUGCAAACUGUCCUGUAGCUGUUUAGUCUGAAGGAGUGUAAUCUAUAAAGCUAAAUACCCAGAGAACCUUGUUGUGCUGCUGUAGGGAAAGAAAUGUACAUUAGCUUUGAUUUCAGGGAGGAUAAACUGAGGAAAAACCUUUUUAGAUGAAGCAGAUUUAUUGCAGUUGUGUAUAUACAUAGAUCCAUAAAGUAGGCGUCUCAUUAUAAUUGCAUAAUCAUAACGACUAGACGUACAGUAGAUGAACAGUGGGUAAUGACAAAAGCCACUUUAUGAAGAAUAUAAUUCUGUAUAAACACACAGGUAUAUUUAUGAAAUAUGUUCAUAUUUAGGAAUAUUGACUGAUUGAUCAAAAGGUAGAUGUAAUCUUAUUUCUUGCUUUUUUUUCUCUCUUUCUCUCUCUUAUCAGGUUGCCAUUUUCUUUUUUCUGUCCAUUAUUUCAUGAUGUGGGCUUGAACAAUCGCAGUGCAAUUUCUUGUUUUCCCCACAACGGGAAACGAUGUGUACUCCAAAAGCAACUGGAGAGUUAAAAUACAUUUUAUCAAAGCCAAACUAUGUGUGCUCCUGCAGAAACUCAAGAAUGAAAUAAAUUUUAUCAAAGCAAGUGCUUUUUUUUUCCCCAAAUAAUAUUACUUAUUUUCCUUUCAAGACUCACACCACCAACAGAUCAGUCUAAUAUGAACUACAUCAGUGUGUCGGGUGUAGCUGUUGCAUGAUGAUAAACAAACUCACUUGGUCUGAUCAACAAAAAUCAUCACAUUCUGCUCUGACUUGUUUUUUUUUUUGUUUGUUUUUUUUUCCCUCUUUCGAUCUUGCAAAUGUGAAUUUGAUCAGAUAGUUCUAAUUUUAUAAUGAAGAUAUCGUGUAAAUCGAUGUAUUAUAUACAGAAAAUGUACCGAUGUAAUAAAAAAAUGAUGUAACGAGCAGA
Molecule: messenger RNA, 13356 nt
Organism: Thunnus maccoyii (southern bluefin tuna)
Lineage: Eukaryota; Metazoa; Chordata; Actinopteri; Scombriformes; Scombridae
Product: dmX-like protein 1
Exons: 51
Coding region: 531-9896 (3121 amino acids)
Biological process (GO): vacuolar acidification
Cellular component (GO): RAVE complex
Molecular function (GO): protein binding
Source: RefSeq, a predicted model, not a curated record